AUGUGGGAUAACUGGCGUUUGCAACCUCUCCACUACGCUAGUGCUGCUGGUCAUGUGGAUAUUGUGAAUCUGUUAAUUGGCAAAGUUGAUCUUGACCCAAAAGACAUCUAUGGCAGGACGCCUCUCAUUCAUUGUAUCACGAACGGACAUAUAGCAACAGCUAGUGUGCUUUUAGAGAAUGGGGCCAAUAUUGAAUUCCAUGAUGGGACCAACUGGACACCACUGCUGUAUGCUAUCAAUGGUGGACGAGUUGGCAUUGUUGACUUGCUCCUUCAUAAGGGCGCCCAGGUACGGCCAAUGAUGAAAACUCACAAGUUUAUGUCACAACCUUUGAGGGAAAGACAUCUUGCCGUCAUCAAGCUGCUUCUUGAACGGGGGGCGGUGGAGGAGAUUCGUCGUUUUGCUGACGAAAACCUCCUGCUUUGGGCUGCCGAGAAGGGACAUCAUCACCUCGGUCGUCGACUCGUUCUCCGCGAAGAAUUCCGAACGCCCAUCUCUACCAACGGUGUCACUGCACUCGCAUAUGCUUCUGAAAAAGGAAAUUGUGAAAUCGUGAUGGAACUACUCGAAAAGGAAGUAAGCCCUAACGAAAGGUGCAGCGGUCGUGAGCUACCAUUGUCAUAUGCUAUAGCGCGAGGACACGUAAGUAUCACGAAAGAGCUACUGAAACACAAAGCAGACCCAAAUGCAAGAUCUGGGAAAGGUAUGGAUGGUCAAAUGAUUCUCUUUAAAGCAUCUAAGCUGGGAAAUCCGGAUAUCAUUGAGGGCCUUAUUACUUGGGGGGCCGAUGUCAACGCUAGGGAUGCUAAUGCCUGGACUCCAAUCUUCCAUACUGCUUACAAUGGACAUCUAAGCGCUACUGAAAAGCUUAUAAAUAGGGGAGCGGAUCUUGAGGUUUCUAAUACUUCCGAUAAGACGCCACUUUGGAUUGCUAAGAAGCGGAAACACACAGAGGUCGCAGAUCUUAUAUCUAGUCACCUUGAGAUAGUAUAA
Molecule: messenger RNA, 993 nt
Organism: Fusarium oxysporum Fo47
Lineage: Eukaryota; Fungi; Ascomycota; Sordariomycetes; Hypocreales; Nectriaceae
Product: ankyrin repeat-containing domain protein
Exons: 1
Coding region: 1-993 (330 amino acids)
Molecular function (GO): protein binding
Source: RefSeq, a predicted model, not a curated record